CUGGAUAUGUUUCCAGGUCCCCGUUCGCCCGGUAUACGUACGAAACCGAGGAUAGCUUACAUAGAAAUAUCUGCGGAGCCCCUCACGUCCCAAGAACAGAGAGACGCGGUCUUGAAGAGAGAGCAAUCACCAGAAAUACAGAUCUUGCUGAGAAAGAAGAACGAACUGGACCUCCACCUCGACAACCUAAGGGUGAUUCUGACGAACUCGAACGCGACGACAAUACGCUGCCGUGGUAGCAUCGGCUACGUGUGCUGCUUCUGCGACGAGCAGUACCCCGAUCCGGCAGAUUUGAAACGGCACACGCUCGACACUCACAACGACGUCUUCGAGUCGAACUUCAUGAAGAGUCAAGCGAUGCCGACUCUACUUAUCAAAUUGGACAUAACGAAUCUGCACUGCACAAUCUGCAGCAAAGAGAUCUGGGAACUUGAGGACCUAUUGGAACACCUUAAAGAAGACCACGGGAUCCUUCAUCACAGCAAUAUCAACAGCCAUAUAGUACCGUUCAGAUUCGACAGUCAGACGCUGCGUUGCGUUGUCUGCAAGCACAUCUUUAACAACUUCAAGGUGCUGCUCGAGCAUAUGAACAUGCACUACAGAAACUAUGUGUGUGACGUCUGCGACGCCGGCUUCGUCAAUAAGAGGAUCUCGCAGAUGCACGGUUAUCGGCACAAGACCGGCGUCUACCAUUGCUCCUAUUGCGGGAAAGAGUUCAACAACAGAGUGAAGCAAAGGGCUCACGAAAGGGCGGUCCACGUGUGUCUCAACAAGAGAAGCAAAUGCGGGUAUUGCGGAGAGAGGUUCUCUGAUUAUACCAAAAAGCAAGACCAUGAGGUCAAGGAACACGGAGCGAAACCACUUGUCCUAACUUGUUACGCGUGUGAGAAGACUUUUGAUAAUCAACGCACCCUGUCGCUUCACGUCAAGGCUUUCCAUUUGAUGGAGCGUUAG
Parnassius mnemosyne (clouded apollo) is the source of this 954-nucleotide messenger RNA. The record is from the annotation of a GenBank genome assembly. NCBI's taxonomy places the organism in Eukaryota, Metazoa, Arthropoda, Insecta, Lepidoptera, Papilionidae.